Messenger RNA from Lathyrus sativus (Indian pea), 702 nucleotides. The record is from the annotation of a GenBank genome assembly. NCBI's taxonomy places the organism in Eukaryota, Viridiplantae, Streptophyta, Magnoliopsida, Fabales, Fabaceae.
AUGGCCAUUCCCAUGCUUCGUUCUUCUUCUUCUUCCUCUUCCAUCCCUUCACUUCCUCCACCUUCUCCUAAGUCUCCUCCCGAGUAUCCAGAUUUGUAUGGCAAACGCCGUGAAAUGGCCAAGGUUCAGAUGCUUGAAAGAGAGAUAAGUUUUCUUGAGGAAGAGUUGAAAUCUGUUGAAGGUCUUCAACCAGCUUCAAGAUGCUGCAAAGAGGUUGCUGAUUAUGUGGUGGUGAAUUCAGAUCCUCUGUUACCUUCAAACAAGAAGAAUCGCCGCUCUUGUCGCUUCUGGAAAUGGCUCUGUCGCAUGCCAUGUUUUAAUCUAUCUUGGAUCUGCUGUUGCUGCUGCUGCUGCGACGGAUUAUCAGUACAUCUAAAAUUGCCGCGCUGCUGUAGUGACUGUAAACCAUGCAGUUGUUGCAGUUGCAGCAACUGUUUUCCAUCCUUGAGUUGCUCAUUACCCAAGUGGAACUGCUGCUGUUGUUUCUCUUGUCCCAAAUCAAAUUGCUGUAAAGAUAGCUUUGUUUCGGGAAAUUGUUGUACUUUUCCAAGUAGUUGCAAUUUCGGGUGUCUAUCAUGCCCUUCUUUAUGCAGUUGCAAAUGCACCUGCACUUGCUCUUGCCCAACAUGUCCGAAAUGUCCAAAAGUAAGCUCAUGUUGCUGUUGUACAGAUUCAUGUUUUAAUCCUUGUUUCUGUUGCUAG